CCUUCUCUCUCUCCUUCUCUACACCCCCCAUCCUCUACCCGAUUACUAUACAACAUGGCCUCUGAAGUAGACCAUCUCGCUGCUCUGGCUUCGGAUCCCUUCGAGCCACAGACACCUAUCGGCCGUCGUCGUCGGCCGUCGGCGAAUCCGCCCUCGUCCGUGGGCGGGGCGCCGAGUUCGUCUGUCGGUGGAGCGCAGCAGCAGCAGCAGCAGCAGCAUCCUACCUCGUCGCAGGCAGGCGAGGAAGACUACGCUGCUGACGCGGAGGAACGUCCGCGGCGCAGGUUUGAUAACGCGAUUCCGAAGCUGGUUGACAAGACCGGCGAGGAAGUCGGCGAGACGUUUCGCGAGUUUCUCGAGACGUUUGUGGAUCCUGCGUCCGAGUUGGUGGGUGGUCAGCGCGAGCUGUAUUAUAUCCUUCUGAUUCGGGAACUGAAGAUCGAAGACCGAUCGACGCUGUUUGUGGAUUACGCGCAUCUGGUGACUGUGCAUAACGGCGUGCUCGCGCAGGCGAUUACCGAGCAGUAUUACCGGUUCCAGCCGUUCCUCCUGCGCGCGCUGCACAAGCUGAUUGCAAAGUACGAGCCUAGUCUGGUAUACUCCCAGCAACAGCACGGCUCCGGCAGCAGCACUGCGGCCGGCUCAACCUCGCUCGGCCGCACUAGUACGGCGUCGAACGCAUCUAAGUCGAAAGCGAACGAGAAACUGUUCCAGAUCUCAUUCUACAACCUCCCGCUCGUGCAGCGCAUCCGCGAUCUCCGCACCGAGCGCGUCGGCUGCCUCAUGUCGAUCUCAGGCACCGUUACCCGCACGUCUGAAGUCCGGCCUGAGCUGUACAAGGGCAGCUUCACGUGCGACGCAUGUCACGCGGUCGUCGACGACGUCGAGCAGAUGUUUAAGUACACCGAGCCUACGAUCUGUCCGAACGAGACGUGUCAGAAUCGCACGGCGUGGAGUCUGAAUGUGCCGAGCUCGGCGUUUGCGGAUUGGCAGAAGGUUAGGAUUCAGGAGAAUUCGUCGGAGAUUCCUACUGGUUCGAUGCCCCGGACAAUGGACGUAAUCCUCCGCGGCGAAAUCGUCGAGAAAGCAAAAGCAGGCGACAAAGUCGUCUGCGUCGGCACACUAAUCGUCAUCCCCGACGUCACGCAACUCGGUCUCCCCGGCGUAAAACCCGAAGCCACGCGGGACGGCCGCAACGCGCCGCGCUCGACCGAGGGUUUGAACUCGGGCGUGUCUGGGCUAAGGUCGCUCGGCGUGCGGGAUCUGACGUAUCGGCUUGCGUUUCUGGCGUGUUUUGUGAAUUCGGCGGAUGCGAAGGAUUCGGGCGUGGCUGAUGUGCGCGGAGAGGGGGAUCAGGGUGAGCAGGAGCAGGAGGAGUUUUUGAACUCGUUGAGUCAGGAGGAAGUUGAUGAGUUGAAAGCGAUGGUGCGGGCGGACCACACCUACGCGAAUCUGGUGGACUCGAUCGCGCCGUCGAUUUACGGGCACGAGAUUAUCAAGAAGGGAAUCCUGCUGCAGCUGAUGGGCGGCGUGCACAAGACCACGCCGGACGGGAUUAAUCUGCGCGGAGACAUCAAUAUUUGUAUCGUGGGCGACCCGUCGACGUCCAAAUCGCAGUUUCUGAAAUACGUCUGCAGCAUCCUCCCGCGGACGGUGUACACCUCCGGCAAGGCGUCCUCUGCCGCCGGUUUGACUGCCGCGGUGGUGAAAGACGAGGAGUCCGGCGAGUUCACGAUCGAGGCGGGCGCGCUGAUGUUGGCGGACAACGGCAUCUGCGCGAUCGACGAGUUCGACAAGAUGGAUAUCUCUGACCAGGUCGCGAUCCACGAGGCGAUGGAGCAGCAGACAAUCUCGAUUGCGAAAGCGGGGAUCCACGCGACGCUGAACGCGCGCACGUCGAUCCUGGCGGCGGCGAAUCCGGUCGGCGGGCGGUAUAACCGCAAAAUGUCACUGCGGGCGAAUAUCAACAUGUCGGCGCCGAUCAUGUCGCGCUUCGACCUGUUCUUCAUCGUGCUGGACGACUGCAACGAGCGGGUGGAUACGAUGCUCGCAAGCCAUAUUAUCGACAUCCACCGCCGCCGCGACGAGGCAAUCAACCCGCCGUUCUCGACCGAGCAGCUCCAGCGAUACAUCCGCUACGCGCGCACGUUCAAGCCCAAGAUGACGAAGGAGUCGCGCGAUCUGAUGAUUGAGAAGUACAAGGAGCUCAGAUCCGACGACGCGCAGGGGUUGGGACGGAAUUCGUACCGGAUCACGGUCAGACAGCUUGAGUCGAUGAUUCGUCUGUCGGAGGCGAUUGCGCGAGCGAAUUGCGUGGAUGAGAUUACGCCGGCGUUUGUGAGGGAGGCGUUUAAUUUGCUGAGGCAGUCGAUUAUUCAUGUCGAGAAGGAUGAUGUUGAUGUUGAUGAGGAGGAUGAGGAUGAGCAGGACGAGACCCCGCAGAAUGCAGAGGUCGAGCAGCAGCCACAACAGCAGCAGCAGGAGCAGCAGGAGCAGCAGCCCGCGCCUACUCACACAAAGCAAAAACUAAGCUACGAGCGCUACACCUCCAUCGUCAACAUGCUCCUCCGCCGCGUCCUCGCCGCCGAAUCCCCCUCCUCCCCCACCUCAAGCGAAGGCAUCUCCCGCGACGAACUAGUUCAAUACUACCUCGAGCAACGCGAAGACGAUCUUCACUCGGAAGAAGACUUUGAGUUUGAGCGCGCGACGGUGAAGAAGGUGAUUAGACGGAUGGAGAAGGAGAGUUUGUUGAUGGGGAUUCGCGGGGAGAUUCGCGAGAAGGAGGGGGAGACGCCGUUGGUGCAGACGUUGUAUGUCGUGCAUCCUAAUUGCUCUAUUGAGGAUCAAUGAUUCUCUUUUUUUUAAGUUGUGUUGUGAUUUGGUUUUGCGGUUGUGUAUGUUAUGUUUACGGAAAGGUCGUUAUGGUUGUUUAUAUUCCUACUAGUUUUCAUAUAAUAUAUCGUUAGUUAUCAUUUUCUUAUUCACAAAAA
Messenger RNA from Myxozyma melibiosi, 2990 nucleotides. Its product is annotated as MCM2/3/5 family-domain-containing protein. Gene Ontology annotation, cellular component: nucleus; MCM complex. Gene Ontology annotation, biological process: mitotic DNA replication; DNA replication initiation; double-strand break repair via break-induced replication. Lineage: Eukaryota; Fungi; Ascomycota; Lipomycetes; Lipomycetales; Lipomycetaceae. The record is from RefSeq and is a predicted model, not a curated record. Gene Ontology annotation, molecular function: ATP binding; single-stranded 3'-5' DNA helicase activity; single-stranded DNA binding. Bases 55 to 2850 code for a protein of 931 amino acids. The transcript has 2 exons.